Molecule: messenger RNA, 1383 nt
Organism: Tyto alba (common barn owl)
Lineage: Eukaryota; Metazoa; Chordata; Aves; Strigiformes; Tytonidae
Gene: PPIH
Product: peptidylprolyl isomerase H
Exons: 10
Coding region: 610-1143 (177 amino acids)
Biological process (GO): protein peptidyl-prolyl isomerization; protein folding
Cellular component (GO): intracellular membrane-bounded organelle
Molecular function (GO): peptidyl-prolyl cis-trans isomerase activity
Source: RefSeq, a predicted model, not a curated record
CAAAUAGGUUUAAAUGGAGUCCCUGGGGGAGCCAUUUGGGGCUCGUCCUGCCCGCAGCAGCGUGCUGCAGGGAAGGGCUCUCCCCUUGGGUCGGGACACGGCCCACGGAAACUCCGUGGGGUUCCCGCGGCUUGGGACGCUGCCCGAAGGCGUUCCUCGAGGUUGAGAGCCCUGACCUGUCAUUAGGGGAGGGACUGAGCGUUCCGGGUUGUCCUUAAGCCCUGUUUAGGGUCUGGGGCCGUUGUUGAACCCCAGAAGUCCGUGUGGUGAUUGUUCUCCUCUCACGGACAUUGGAACCCUCUCUCUGCACGCUUGCGGAGUGUCGAUUACUUGCAUACAAAACCCAGUGUUGUUUGUAUUCGUUAUGUGGAAGCUGCCGCAGCAGGAGUUUGGGGCUGUCCAUGGGGGGUGCAGGACACCCCCGCACAAGCAGGGUAACGCCGCUCUCGUAAGCCCCUCGGAGGUGUCUCCUGACCCCCCCCGGCGCCACAGGCCGGUGAGGGCCGCAGGGCCGGCUCUGGGCACGGCUGGGCCCGCAGCCAAAGCGCUUCCGGCCCGGGCCCCGCCCCGGGCCCGCCGCCGCUUCCGCUUCCGGGAGAGGCGGCCGCAAUGGCGGUGCUCGCGUCCAACCCCAACAAUCCCGUGGUCUUUUUCGAUGUCACUAUCGGCGGGCAGGAGGUCGGCCGCAUGAAGAUCGAGCUGUUCGCUGAUGUUGUACCCAAAACAGCAGAGAACUUCAGGCAGUUUUGUACAGGUGAAUUCAGGAAGGAUGGUGUCCCUAUAGGUUAUAAAGGAAGCACUUUCCACAGGGUAAUAAAGGAUUUCAUGAUCCAAGGAGGUGACUUCGUAAACGGAGACGGCACUGGAGUAGCCAGUAUAUAUAGGGGUCCUUUUGCAGAUGAAAACUUCAAGCUGAAACACUCUGCUCCUGGGUUGCUCUCUAUGGCAAACAGUGGUCCAAGUACCAACGGCUGUCAGUUUUUCAUCACAUGCUCCAAGUGUGACUGGUUGGAUGGAAAACACGUUGUGUUUGGUAAAAUUGUCGAUGGGCUGUUGGUCAUGAGAAAAAUUGAAAAUGUGCCUACAGGUCCAAAUAACAAACCCAAGCUGCCAGUUGUGAUCUCUCAGUGUGGGGAAAUGUAAAGCAAUGAAACAGAAAUGUGUGUUCCUUCACUGGUGGUCAGUUCUGUGCUGGCUCCAUGCAGUUCCAACUCCAGACAGUUCCCUCGCCACCCCAGUCUUCUCCGCAGGCCAGAGCUGUGCUUUUGACAUUCUCCUGAAAUUAUUUAAUAAUUGGCAUCUAUGGUUUUGGGGGUUUUUUUGGUUUUUGUUUUGGUUUGUUUUUUUACAUUUUGAAAUGUCAAUAAAGAAUUUUGUUAAAUA